Molecule: messenger RNA, 2291 nt
Organism: Schizosaccharomyces cryophilus OY26
Lineage: Eukaryota; Fungi; Ascomycota; Schizosaccharomycetes; Schizosaccharomycetales; Schizosaccharomycetaceae
Product: NAD binding dehydrogenase
Exons: 1
Coding region: 317-1537 (406 amino acids)
Molecular function (GO): nucleotide binding
Source: RefSeq, a predicted model, not a curated record
CAGGGCUGUUACCCUCACUUCAUCAGAUGCUUGAUUUCAUAGGUUUUCCACACUAUUCUAAAAAAAGGUUAUAUAUAGGGGCCCAUUCCCACCUUUUUCUGCAUCGAUAACUGCAGAGAUUUAUUCUUAUUCAGUCCGCGAUUUAUCAAUUCUAUUAUUUAUUUGAUUUUGCUUCUUGUAUACAUAUCAGUGAACUAGAAGCUAAUUUCUUUACGACAUAUUGACUUUGCAUUUAUUUUUGAUAUAAUAGACUAACUAAGCUAUCUUUUAUUUUAUAUUUUUUGUUUAUUUUCAAUUUAACGUGAAUUCGUGCAUUAUGGAUCAUUUCAAGGAUCAAGCUGUUAAGGCCUACAACUUCGCCAAGCACGAAGUUUCCUCUCGUAUUGCUGAAAAAACCCACCCUGACGUUGGACAACCUUUCACUUGUGCUAUUUUCGGUUGCGGUGGUAUUAACUUUGGCUCAUCUGAAGGUCCAUGGAACAAUUCUGAAAAGCUCGAAUUGGUUCUUGGCCACCGUCUUAAGGUGAUUGCUCUUCUUUCUCCUCACAAGUCCUCUCACGAACGUGUCUUGAAGCAAAAGGCCCAGACUCCUUACGCUUCCUGCUACAACACUGUUCAAGAAUUCUACUCUGCUGACGAGUAUUUGAAUUACUUGACUGAGCAUCCCGGUGAACUCCCUCAUGCUUUCAUCAUUGGAAUUCCUCCCGAAAACCAUGGUUCCACCGCCCCUGGUGCUGAUAUGGAACUUGCCCUUCUCAGAAAGUUCCCUAAUGCCGCUCUUUUCAUCGAGAAGCCUAUUUCUGCCGCCCCGGUUGAAGAUGCCUUUGCCGUUGCUAAACAAAUUCCUAAGGAGUCUAUCAUCUCUGUGGGUUAUAUGCUCCGCUACUUGAGGGUAGUUCAAAAGGCCAAGGAAAUUAUUCGGGAGAAGAACUUAAAGGUCGUCAGCACCAUUGCCAAAUACAACUCUGCCUACAUUCACAACUCCAAGGUCUUCUGGUGGACUAUGUCUCAAUCUGGAGGCCCUGUCGUUGAACAAGGUACUCACUUCUGCGAUUUGUCUCGCUUCUUCGGUGGUGAUGUCGAUACUAGCAGCGUGCGUGUUCAACGCGUCAACUGGGAUGACGAGUGUGGUCAAUUGUCUGCUAUGCCUGUUGACGAAGAGAAGGAUAUUCCCCCUCAUGAACGUAUUCCUCGCUUCACUGCAGCUGUUUGGAAGUACAAGAAUGGUGCCGUUGGUUCUUUCACCCACAACAUUACACUCCAAGGUACUAAGUAUGAUACUUGCAUUGAAGUUCAAGCUGAUGGCUAUUACCUUCGCAUUGUUGAUCUUUACGGUGAUCCCGUUCUCUACGUUCGUUCCCCUGAAUCUGACAGCGAACAAAAGUACCACUUCCCUGGUGAUGAUCCUUACCAUUCUGAAUUCAAGGCUUUCUUGGAAGCUGCCGAGGGUAAAGGACCCAAGUCUGCCAUCCAAUCUGACUUUUUGGAUGCAGUCAAGUCCUAUGAACUUACCAAGGUCAUUACCGCUACCAAGUAAAAAUAAAAUUAACAUCUGCAAAACCAUGAUGGAAUGUAUGGUAUGAUGUUUAAGGUUCUAAAUAUAAUGAUGAUAACGUUUUACGAGAAAUGGAACCAUUUCGCAAUAUAUGUAUGAUAUAUAGAAAAUAAAAUCAAGGAGGCUCUGUCGCUCGUUUUUGUUUUAGACAAACAAUUCGUAAUAGCAGUAGCGCUAAUAGCAAGCAGAUUGGAUAGUCUUGAGUUUGAGUAGUUACAAGAAUAAAGCCAUUUCAACGGUGAGCGUAGGAUGGAAUGUCGGUACGUAGGAUUACAUGACGGAGGAUGGCUUUCUUAUGAGAAGGAGAGGAUCUAGAGAGUUUCACCGGACCAUGUUGCCAUUCAUUUCAUUUCAUUUUAAUUGAAUUCAAAUGAAACAAUUUUCUUUUUGAAUUUCGUCGCUAUUCAUUUUAGUAAAUCACUAUUUGUCAUUGUAGUAUUACUCUUAAUAUAAUGAAUGUUACUUCUAGCUGAAAAGAAAACCAAGGGCAUUAAUUCACAGGGAGAGAGACUUUUAAUUUUGGAGAUGUUUUAUUGUUUUCAAUUCGUGAACUAAAGAGACGCACCAUGAGCAUCAACGUACUUUGAGAUCAUCUACUACGACACCCAAGACGCUCUUCACUUUUCCUAUGCACAAGAAAAUGCAUAGUAUGGUUUGUUUAAAAACUUUCCAUAAAGCAGGAUUCUUACAGAAAGAUAGCGACCACAUUUAAUCACUUCGUUAAACGAAUACCAAA